Molecule: messenger RNA, 777 nt
Organism: Mesoplodon densirostris (Blainville's beaked whale)
Lineage: Eukaryota; Metazoa; Chordata; Mammalia; Artiodactyla; Ziphiidae
Gene: MED20
Product: mediator complex subunit 20
Exons: 4
Coding region: 103-741 (212 amino acids)
Biological process (GO): regulation of transcription by RNA polymerase II
Cellular component (GO): mediator complex
Molecular function (GO): transcription coactivator activity
Source: RefSeq, a predicted model, not a curated record
UGCUCUGGAGCUUGCAUUAGCUGGGCUGAUUCACCUCGUGUGGGCUGCUGGAGAGCACUGCAUUUCAGUUGUUUGAUCCUUCCAUCAUCCUGGCCCGACACCAUGGGAGUGACUUGUGUGUCCCAGAUGCCCGUGGCCGAGGGCAAGAGUGUCCAGCAGACCGUGGAGCUCCUCACCCGGAAAUUGGAGAUGCUUGGAGCAGAGAAGCAAGGAACAUUUUGUGUGGACUGUGAGACCUACCACAUGGCUGCCUCUACCCUUGGCAGCCAAGGUCAGGCCGGCAAGCUGAUGUAUGUGAUGCACAAUUCCGAGUACCCUUUGAGCUGCUUCGCCCUCUUUGAGAAUGGCCCUUGCCUUGUUGCCGACACCAACUUUGAUGUGCUCAUGGUGAAGCUCAAGGGCUUUUUCCAGAGUGCCAAGGCCAGCAAGAUUGAGACCCGGGGCACCCGCUACCAGUACUGUGACUUCCUAGUGAAGGUGGGCACCGUUACAAUGGGGCCUAGUGCCCGAGGCAUCUCCGUGGAGGUGGAGUAUGGCCCCUGUGUGGUAGCUAGCGACUGCUGGAGCCUGCUGCUCGAGUUCCUGCAGAGCUUUCUAGGCAGCCACACCCCAGGGGCUCCCACUGUGUUUGGGAACAGGCACGACGCUGUCUACAACCCAGCAGACACCAUGGUCCAGUACAUGGAGCUCUUCAACAAGAUCCGCAAGCAGCAGCAGGUGCCGGUGGCGGGAAUUCGUUAGUGACUGGCAACUGCCCGGCUGAGCUGUCGCCAGGGG